This is a messenger RNA of Striga hermonthica, 1003 nucleotides long. NCBI's taxonomy places the organism in Eukaryota, Viridiplantae, Streptophyta, Magnoliopsida, Lamiales, Orobanchaceae. The record is from the annotation of a GenBank genome assembly.
GAGUGAGAAGGAUUUGGCUGAGGUUGUACAUGAAGAUGUCCACUUUGCUUUCCCGAACGACACUUUGCUAUCCAAUGUUUCCACCCCAUCAGGAGGAAGCUUGAGCGCUUCGAGAAUCGGAAAAUCCGGUGGUAUGGAGUCUAGCUCGAAUAAUAUUUUACCGUGGUCGGUUGAUGUUAGCCGGGAAAACGAAACGGCCCCUUGGUUUUAUUAUCCUUUAAACGAGAGUCUGCAAGAUGAUACUAGUUACGACAUGGCGAGUACGGAAAACGAGAAACAUUUCCAGAACUUUCUGGAUCUUUUGGGGGGCCCUGCGAACCCUGUCGAGGCUAAAUUCACGAGUUAUGGUGAAAUUCCACCCGAGGAAAUCGUGGAGAAUCAAAUUGGCUUGGAUGGAGAUGAAGAUGAGAUGAUUGGAAUGAGUACUGCCAGCUUAGCUAAGUGGGUUCCAACCUCAAAUAACGACGGUGCCAUUGACCCUACCGGUUUUUCUUCCUCUGUGGGCUCUGGCAACAGUGGAGAUAGAGCUUCGUCCGGACAAACUCCAAGAAUAUUUGGUGGUAUGGAGGAGAAGGAUUUCGUGGAUGAGCAUAUUGAAACCGAAUCUGCGAUCGAGGAAAAAGCAAUCCGUGCAAAGGGAAUUAACGGAUCUAAGAGGGGACGAACUGCGGAAAUUCAUAACCUUUGCGAGAAGAGGCGAAGACGGAGGAUCAAUGAGAAAAUGAAUGCUUUCCUACAACUUGUACCCAAUUGCAGUAAGUCGGAUAAAGCAACCAUGCUGGAUGAAGCCAUCGAGUAUUUGAAGAGCCUUAAACAUCAAUUGCAGAUUUUGACUGUGGAAACUUCAUUAUAUCGGCUAAGAGCAGCGGCCCCGGACGGAACCCAGCCGGACCACCCCGCGCAUGUACUUCAAUUUUCGCAAACUGAUCCUGGCACGGGUUUCGUGACUCCACCGGGCCCCACUGAUACACCGGGCAUCUCGAAAACAGAUGGGUCGAGUCAA